Molecule: messenger RNA, 2451 nt
Organism: Hemiscyllium ocellatum (epaulette shark)
Lineage: Eukaryota; Metazoa; Chordata; Chondrichthyes; Orectolobiformes; Hemiscylliidae
Product: cytoglobin-2-like
Exons: 3
Coding region: 95-571 (158 amino acids)
Biological process (GO): oxygen transport
Molecular function (GO): iron ion binding; heme binding; oxygen binding
Source: RefSeq, a predicted model, not a curated record
AGAAGUUAAAGGUGACAGGCGUGCAACACACAGAGACACACACACACAGACUGUUUGCCUGUCAACUGCAGUGGGGUUGCUGGCCGCUGUCACAAUGAGUGAGCUGACUGAAGCGGACAAAGCCAACAUCCGUGUGGUGUGGGAGAAGUUGGCUGCGGAUCCUGAGGGAAACGGCAGGACUGUGGUUCUGAGGUUGUUCACAGAUUAUCCUGAAACGAAAAAGUACUUUCAGCAUUUUAAGGACAUUUCAACCCAGGAAGAAAUGCAAAAAUCAGCUCAGAUCAAAAGACAUGGCAAGACAGUGAUGAACAAACUGACGAGCAUCUUUGAAAAAUUGGAUGAUUGGGCUGCAGUCUGCACCAUUCUGGAUACCAUGGCAGAAAGGCAUGUUCACAAACAUAAAGUGGAGGUCUACAACUUUCAGAUUAUAUUUAAUUUAAUUGUUACGAUCAUGGGCGAAUCAUUGGGGAGCAGUUUUACACCAGAGAUCCGUGAAUCCUGGGUGAAGACCUUCAAUAUCAUUUACAAUUAUCUUGAAGAUUGCUACAAGAAAUACGGAGCUACAUUCUAACUUAAUGGCAUGUGGUUGCAAACACUUACCAUUCCAACCAUUGAUUAACGAAUGAUACUCUCUCUAAACCGUUCUGUACUGCAAUGAUGAACAUCAUCAGCAUUUGGAUGGAUCUACUUGAGAAUAAUGAAAUUUUGAAAUUAAGAAUGGGAGAAAUAAAUGAUAAUGUUAUGGAAAAAAUUAAAUAUAUCCAUUGAUCAUUUGCCUUGCUAAAUUUUAUAAAGUAAGCAAUAUUUUCUGCAUUAUUUGAGCAACUACCUUACUCAAUUAACCUGAUUUUAUUUCAAAUAUUUAGCCAGACAUAGCAACUACUACAUCAAUAAAUAGAGGUGGUGGCCUAGUGGCAUUGUCAUGAGACUAUUAAUCCAGAGACCUAGCUAAUGAUCUGGUGACUGGGUUCAAAUCCCACCAUGGUAGAUGAUAGAAUAUGAAUCCAAUAAAAGUCUGGAAUUAAGAGUCUAAUAUUGACCUUGAAUUGAUUGCUAGGGGGCAAAAAACCAUCUGGUUCACUAAUGGGAAUGAAGCUGCCAUCUGUACCUGGUCUAAACUACGUGUGACUCCAGACCCACAGCAGUGUGGCGACUCUUAACUGCCCUCUGGGCAAUUACAGAUGACCAAUAAAUGUUGGCUCAGCAUCCACAUCCUUUGAGUGGGUUUUAAAAAAGUUUGUUGAUUGAUUUUAUUUUAGUUUUGUAGUCCAUUUCAAAAGCUCUGGGGAAAUAUGCCUCAUUUAAAAAUAUAUAAUUUUACCUUGAGAGUCUUUUUUUUUCCAACACAUCCCACAACCCAUCUGCACCCAGUUAUUUAACUCCCUCCAACAAUAUUGCAAUAUCCCUCUAACUUAAUCUUUCAUGAGGCUAAUAAGAGCACAGAUAAUACUGGGGUGAAGAUGAAAGUCUCAGCCUUGGCUAAAGUUGAAAAAUGUUGCUGCCUUCAAGAAAAUCAUUCGCUAUAGGAAUACCUGGUUCACAUUUUUUUUAGUGCUGCUGUUAUUUAUGGCUCCACAUGGCAGGAGAUUGGCUGCUGUGGUGUAUUCCCAUUUGUCUGUCCUUGCACACACCAACUUGCAGCCAGUUUGUGGUAUGAUAUCUGUCAGCUAAAUAUGCUCGGGUCUAUUCCUCUUUCUCUACUUCAACCUAUAGAAGAAGUCUCUAGCUUUUCAGCUCUGAUCAAAGAUGAAAUACUAAUGUUUUCUGUCACUUUUUUUUGAAGAUUUCUAUUCGCUCUUGCAAUUUCAAGUCCUCUUUGUUUGUCUUAACAAAGAUUUUUCAACACAUAGCUUAGCAGUCAUCUUACAAAGGUUACUUUUCCAUGGAUCUUCUGUAGAUCUUUGCAGGUUUCUGAGGCAGGCAAGAAAAAGGGCAAAAUGUAGCAUGGUUUGGUUCCUGGUUAGAAACUCGAGUUUUCUCAUUGUUACCAUCUUUGCAAAAUUACAUCUGCAUCAUCUCUGCUGGCUUCUAUUCCCAUUUAGACACAUGUAACUACGUGUUCCACCAUGUACUGCAAUCCUCAUUCUAAUUCCUGAUUACAGUCAGUUUCUGGCCUGUCUUUCUUGACACAAUGGAUGGUAGUUUGGGACAAAUAUGAUAUUAAACACUGAGCUAGCUAAGAAAGAACAUCUCACACCCUCUCUCCUAUUUCUUCUUUCUAUUCUGCAACUUGUUUUGAGUUGUUGACAAAACCAUUUACUGGGAAAAAAGCUAAAUAAUUAAAAAUGCAAACUUAUACUUCCACUUACACGAUCUUCAUGCAAAUGGAAAAAUGAGUCAACGAAAUGCUUUUGGAACUGUGAGUACAUGUAGUUUGAAUUUGUAUACAUGUGUGAAUGAAUCAACCACUUGAAAAUUAUUAUUUUUCAAUAUUGUACAAUGGUAGUUUGU